Molecule: messenger RNA, 2921 nt
Organism: Prorocentrum cordatum
Lineage: Eukaryota; Dinophyceae; Prorocentrales; Prorocentraceae
Source: the annotation of a GenBank genome assembly
AUGAACAAAGUUGGCUCGCUCCUUUUGCUCUACACGGCGCUUGAGCACAUCAGCCUUGCCAGUAGUGCAGCUGUUGGGCAGCAUAACAAGGAGAUCGACCCAGGCCUCAGCACUCGCACGACAAGAUUCAUGCGAAAAGCUCGUGCCAGAAAUCAGACGGCAAUUGAUACCGAAGGGGACCGUAUGAUUGCUCUCGUGGGUUCUGAUCGGUAUCAUUAUCAUUCUCCGGAGGUGGCCUAUCCGGAUCAGGGUGGUGAGCUUGACCUGGGAAUUACGCUGCAUGGAGGGAAGCGAGAUGAUCUCUAUGACGAAGGUCACGAUGAAUCAUUGCAUGACGAGGGGUUACUGACUGAUCUCGAUGGUUCCGGUUCAGAUGAUGUGCCCGACACAAAUGCUUCACUAUUCGGGGAGGACGGUGACCUCCCGCCUGACAUCUACGAUGAUUUCGAGCUACCUCCGUUCCCCAAUCAAAGCUUCGUGGAGGACAACGUUACCAAUGACGAAACUUCGGGGCUUAGUUGUGGGUCCAUCCAGCGUUUGGUUGGGAACACGAACCACAAAAUAAUUCCCGAUAGCAGCAUCGUAGCUUCGAGUUAUUGGCAUAACAGGGGCGACCAUGGCCGUGGACAGAUGUGGCGCACCCGCCUAAAUAACCAUGGAACGACUUGGUGUGCCCACCACAAUCACAGGAAUCAGUGGGUCCAAUGGGACUUCGGAACAGAUAAGAUUGUCACGAAGUCCUUGAAUAUGGGAAGGCAUAAUCACCCCCAGUGGGUCAGAACGUACAAGAUUCUGUAUAGGUCGAGCAAACAUAAUUGGAAGUGGUAUCCGCACACUUUGCACGGUGGCCAUUGGCGCUGGUGCAGGGUAAACAACUUGCGUCCAGUACUUGCGCGUUGGAUCAGGAUCUACGUGCAGUCGUGGCAUAGGCACAUCAGCAUGAGGGCUGACUGGGAAGGCUGCAGCCCGCAGAGCGUUGGUCCAAGGGGUUCCCGUGGGUCUCCGGGCCCCAGAGGAUCACCGGGCCAUAAAGGACGUCGAGGACCUCCAGGACAUCGCGGUGCAAGUGCUCGAGGUGCUACGGGCACUCGCGGUGCCAUUGGGAACAAAGGAGCCACUGGGCCUCCAGGCUCUCGUGGUGCUGCUGGUGCCCAAGGCCCCCCCGGAGCCCGCGGUGCCGCGGGUGCUCGCGGUGCUCCUGGCAGCCCCGGAGGCGUUGGCGCCAGAGGCGCAACGGGCGCCAAAGGAGCGGCGGGGGCCACGGGAGCUGCCGGCACCAAGGGCGCGACGGGCCCGCCGGGACCCAAAGGGAGCACGGGGGCCACCGGCGCCAAAGGGGCCACGGGUGAUCGCGGUAUCCCUGGGCCUGCGGGGGCCGCCGGAGCCAAGGGGGCCGACGGAGCCAAGGGGGCCACCGGACCCAGAGGGGCGACCGGAGCCAGAGGAGCGCCAGGAGACAAGGGGCCGACUGGGAAGACAGGAAAAAUGGGAGCCAUGGGGAUCCCUGGAGACAGAGGGCAGGCGGGGAGCACCGGGCGCAGAGGAGACAAGGGAGAGAAGGGAGACUCCCCCGAGAAGAUCGAUUGUGUCUGGUCUGCGUGGUCAGAGUAUACCGGGUGCACUAAGUCUUGCGGGGCACGAGACGAUCCUGGCAUUCAGGUCCGAUACCGCAGUUUCAAUGUCACUCCUCAGAAUGGCGGAAAAGAUUGCGAUGGCGGUUUCACGGAGACGAAGAAGUGCGAUUUUAACCCGUGCCCCACGACCACAACCACCAGCACAUCCACGACCACGACCAUCACCACGACAAGCACCACGACAACGACCACGACAUCGACGACGACAACAACUACGACCACCACCACCACGACCACGACGACCACCACUACUACCACCAGCACUACUACGACGUCGACCACGACGACUACCACGACGUCGACGACUAAUACGACCACCACGACUUCUACAUCCACGACGUCGACCACUACCACCACCCUGGAGCCUGGGUGGUACUACGGGCGAGCGACGAAUGAGACAGUGACCGAGCUGACAGAGCUCGCCGUGGCGGGGGCUACCCGGAUCCAGGUCGCCAGCGCGUCGGGCCUGAGCGCGGGGGACGUGGUCCGCCUCAUCGGCCCCAGCGGCGACCCGAAGGAGGUGAACGUCGUCAGUUCCGUCGAGGCAGUCGGCGCCCUCCUCGUGGUGGAGGCCACCGGUGUCAUCGCGGCGGGCAGCAAGGCCCCUUCGGCGGUGGUGCUCACGACUGCACUGACGUACUCGUACCCGAAGGGCUCCACUGUCGUUAAAUUCGCCGAGCAAGAGAACAACGCCACUCUCAGCGCCGGCACCGCGUCAACGCUGGCUAAGGUUCCCAGCGGCAGCUCUGGCGUCGACAGUAUCAUCGAUGCCAGCAUCAGCGCCAGUACGAUCAGCCUACGGCGGCAGUUGCUGCGGCGGGAGAUUCAAGAGUCUCUGCUGGCCUGCAUUGGCGACCGCGCCUUCAGCACCACGGCGGCCGUCGACCUGGGCUGCGGCACGGGGCUGUGCGGGCAGCGGCUGCGGGCGCGCUGCUCCGGGAGGCUGCUAGGCUGUGACUUGUCGCAAGGCAUGCUUGAGGUGGCGGAGCAGAAGGUCGCGCUGCUGCGGCCCAGCAGCGAGGCGCUGAAGCGCAUGGCCGCGGAGGUGGGCUCCGAGUGCUGCGCCUGGCCGCCCCGCGGGGCGGACGGGGGCACCCACCAGAGCAUGCUGGAGGACUACCUGGUCCGCUUUUUCUCCACCUUUUUCGCCGGCAGCUGGACUGAGAUCCCCGCGGAGUUCACGCCAGUCAAGCUCUCCGAGGCCGCGCCCGCGCUCCCCACGGGCCUGGUGUUCCAGGCCCAGCAGCGGGGCGACUGGGAGCCCCCUGGCGGCGGCCUGCCGCCGCG